UGAAUUUUAAAUUAAUACGACAAAUGUUUAAAAAAUGGAAACAUUUGCAGUGACUGAUUUUGAGAAAGUUUGUCGUCUUUGUAUGAAAUUCGAUAAAACAUUUCUUUCAAUUACUUCAUUUAAAAUAAUUGAUAUGAUAAUAGCAUGUGCGUCUGUACAGAUUUGGGAAAAUGAUGAACUGCCAAAUCAAAUAUGUCACAAUUGUUUUCUGCAAUUACAAAAUACCAUUAAUUUCAAAGAAUUAUGUGAAAAUUCAGACCAGACAUUUAGGCAAAUUAUUCAGCAGAAUAAAAUUAAUUUAUCGAAUAACCAGAAUGAUUUUAAUAACGUAAAAGAUGAAAAAUUCGAGAAUUACGCUGAUGAUCUUCCUCUAAUAAAUAUUAAAGAAGAAAUUCCUGAAAAUGCCACAAAUGAAAAUACUUUAGAAAACAUAAAAAUUAAAAUUAGUCACAAUGAAGAUGAUUAUAAAAAAUCAGAAACUGAAGAAGAAAAUGAUAUGUGUGAAGAUAUCCAAGAUGAUGAAAAUGUCAAAACGUUUAGUUGUGAAAAAUGUAAUAAAGAAUUUAAAAAAAUACAGACAUUGGGUCAACAUAUGCAUCAAGAACAUGGAGCCACAGCAUUAAAAUGUAAUAGGUGUAAAAUAAAGUGUUAUCAUCCAUUACAUUUAAAAGAGCAUAAAAAAUUAGCACACAAUCCAUCGAAUUUUAUUUGUCAACUGUGUGAUAAAUCAUUCAAACUUAAACGGGAUCUAAAGCGUCAUAAUAAGGAAGAACAUUCACUCGUAGAAAAGUUUGUAGCAUGUCAUAUUUGCGGUAAAUCAAUAACGAAAAAAGCUCUAAAACGACAUUUGGAAACGCAUGAAGAACGUGACAAACUGAAAUGUGACCGUUGUUCAAAAACAUUUGUGCUUCAAAGAUCGUUAGAUAUUCAUAUUAAAACAGUGCAUGAAAAACAAAUACUUGAACGUAAACAUUUAUGUAAUAUUUGUGGAUUUGCGUCACGUAAAGCGUCUCAGUUACGUCAGCAUUUUAUAAUGCAUUCCACUGAACGUCCUUACGCGUGUGAUCGUUGUGAUAAAACGUAUAAAACUUCUGAUAAUUUAAAAGAACAUGUUUCAAAAGUGCAUUUAAACCAACGAAAAUAUCAGUGUACGUUUUGUUCACAAGCCUUUUUUGAAAGGAGACAUUUAGUGCAUCAUGAACGACGUCAUACGGGUGAAAAACCACAUAAAUGUGAAGUGUGCGGUAAAAGGUUUAUACAAAAAAUUGCGUUGAAAAGUCAUAUGAAAACACAUACGAACUCUGGAGAAAAUCUUGCGCUAAGCUAAAUUUGGAUAUGGUACAAAAUAUAGUAAGUGAGCGACAUGUGACCAAAUAUUAUCAUAUUACAUCCAAAUUGAAUAAGAAUAUUCAUAGUUAUCACUAAUUAAUUCGUAAGAAAUAGGACUAGAAGAAUAAAUGAAUUAAUUUAAAUAAAUUGAACGUUUCGUCAUUUAUUUAUGAUUUCUAGGGCCGGAUUAACCCUCAACGGGGCCCUAGGCAUCCAUCAAUUUGAGGGCCCUUUUUUUUCACGUGCGUUCCCUUCUUUUUUCGAUUAAAAAAUACAAACUUAUAUCUUUCAUAAAAAUUUUAUUGUCACAAUGUAAUAAUAUCAAUUACUAUCUACAUUUUAAACAUGUCUUUUUCUACAUUUGUUUUCGGCAAAUUCAUCAAUUUUUUAGGAACCUUGUCUAGUUCGUCGGUCGUCGCCUUUUGAAUGCGGUCAAUUGAGUUUUAUUUAUUUGAGUAAAAUUUAUUUUCAGUUCUGAUUAUAUUUUUCUUUCACUCUCUAGAAUUUUAUGUUUGUAAGAAAAUUUUAGAAGUCUUUCAUUUUUCGGGGGCCCCAGGCAACUGCCUAUUCUGCCUACUUGUUAAUCCAGCCCUGAUGACUUCCUCAACAACUUAAAUUAAAAUCAAUAAUAAUUUAACAAUGAUAAAGUGUUAAAUUAUUAUUGAUUUUAAUUUUAGUUCCUGAGAGAGUCAUAAAUAAAUGACGAACCGUCGCUUUAUUUAUUCUCCUUGUUCUAUUUCCUACGAAUGAAAUAAUAAUACAAAAUAAGUAUGAAUUCCGCACUUUGAAUGCGGGUCAAGCUCCUGGAAUACCAUUCACUCCGGUGAAAACUACGUAAAAAGUUUAAUUGAUAGCGCUGUUCGAUAUAUGUCUACCACUGGCGAUUUUGCGUCAAUUUGACGACACUCAUUGAACGCAGCUGUAAAUUUAAACACAAACACAUACAAACUUAAGUUUGAAUUUUAUUCAAAGUUAUGCUUGUCAUCCAAAAAUUAUGUAAGAUAAAAUAAAGUUCUAUGUUUAGUUUAAAAACUAUGU
Molecule: messenger RNA, 2367 nt
Organism: Chrysoperla carnea
Lineage: Eukaryota; Metazoa; Arthropoda; Insecta; Neuroptera; Chrysopidae
Product: zinc finger protein 91-like
Exons: 3
Coding region: 35-1327 (430 amino acids)
Biological process (GO): regulation of transcription by RNA polymerase II
Cellular component (GO): nucleus
Molecular function (GO): zinc ion binding; DNA-binding transcription factor activity, RNA polymerase II-specific; RNA polymerase II transcription regulatory region sequence-specific DNA binding
Source: RefSeq, a predicted model, not a curated record